AUUUCUGUACUUUCAAAAUUUUGUUUCCAUUAACAAGGCGUACACUCGCAACUUACCGAAACCCUACGGCUCAUACCAGUCGCCGGCGACGCCGUUCUUCCAUCAUCCAACACCAUCCAGCUCCGGCGAUUCUCCGGAACAAUGGCUGGAAAAGCUAUGAAAUCAGUAGCAAAAGCGGUUGGAGAAAAUCAAUAUCAAUGGCAAGAGAAGUUGGCAAAAUACAAAGACGAGCUUUCCAAGGGAGUUUGGGGUUACUGGGAACUUGGGGCAUGGAAACCACUGGGCAUCAGUGCUCGCCAUCGAGCUCGCCUACGUAAGGAAGUUCUCCUUGCUGGACAAGAUUGGCCAUACGAUCCAGAAAGGAAGGAAAUGAGAACCAAGCAGAAAGGACAUAAGUGUGACAGAAUAUCAGCAGAAAAGCGGGAGAAAACGGCUGAACUGAUGCAGAAAAUGCCAGAUAUGUUAGCUGAUUAUAGGAAGAGAAGAUGGGAGAGAAAGAUGAAAGCAGAAGAAGAUGCUGCUAGAAGAGCAGUGCAAGAGUAGUUUUUUACUUAACAAUGUAUGAUGUGAUAAUUGACAUGGGAUGUUCAAAGAGUUUCAGUCAUUUGCAGUAUCAAAUAAUUUUGAGCAUUAUGUCCUUUUGUGUAACUUUCCUUAAUUUGGAUAUUUGAAAACUUGCUCGGCUUUUGUGUAUUUUUUUUUUUGAUAAGGUAAAACUGGCUCUGUUUUGUUA
Nicotiana tabacum (common tobacco) is the source of this 733-nucleotide messenger RNA. RefSeq lists its product as uncharacterized. The record is from RefSeq and is a predicted model, not a curated record. Lineage: Eukaryota; Viridiplantae; Streptophyta; Magnoliopsida; Solanales; Solanaceae.